CAAGAAACCACUGGAGAUAUAAUACCAUAAAUGGCGGUAACCUCGUCAUCACACGAGCUUGCACUUUGAUAAGAACAAUCUCUCCGCCAGGGACGACAAUCAUUAACAAUGCCUACCAAACACCUUUUACAAAUAAUGAUGAUAGUGGCCUCCUCUCUGCCGCUUGGCCACUGUGCGCCGAGAAAUGGCCGCGUUGAAUUCCCCCCUCUGCUCGACGCGACGCUUGACGAACUACAAUCAGGCCUCAAUGGCGGGCAUUUCACCAGCGUGGACUUGAUCCGGGCCUAUACCGCCAGAAUAGAGCAGGUCAACCCGCGGCUGCACGCCAUCAACGAGAUUAACCCUGAUGCCAUUUCCAUCGCCGCACAUCAUGACGCCUUGAGACAUUCUGGACAUCUCAUCGGUCCGCUUCAUGGGAUUCCAGUCGUCAUCAAGGAUAACAUUGCCACGGCUGACAAGAUGAACAACACGGCCGGGUCGUACGUCCUCGUUGGCGCCGAGGUCCCGGAGGACAGCACGGUUGCGCGCAAGCUACGUGAGGCUGGAGCCAUCAUUCUUGGCAAGGCCAAUCUGUCGCAGUGGUCCGGUGCCCGCGGAGCCAUUACCCAAGGAUGGUCUGCGUAUGGCGGGCAGUGUAUCGGCGCAUACUUCCCCGAGAUGGAUCCCGAUGGUUCGUCGUCUGGCAGCGGAACCGCGGCCUCGAUUGGUUUGGCCUGGGCGGCUUUAGGCACUGAUACGACUGGUUCCAUUGCAGACCCUUCGAGCAAACAUAACUUGGUUGGUAUCAAACCGACCAUGGGGCUGACGUCCAGGUAUCUCGUCGUUCCCAUCUCGGAGCAUCAGGAUACCGUUGGACCAAUGGCGCGAACUGUCAAGGAUGCUGCAUACUUGUUAUCAGCAAUUGCCGGAUCAGACAAGAACGACAAUUACACGUCUGCAUCGCCGUUUGGAGAGAAGCCCCCAGAUUACGUCGCCGCUUGUAAGGGCAAGGGCCUGCAUGGGAAGCGGAUUGGUGUUCCUCGACACAUGCUGCAGCUGGGGUCAGACAGGCCUUCGGAUUACAUGAUCGAGGUGUUCAACUCUGCGCUGGACGUAUUGCGAGAGCAAGGCGCCGAACUUGUGGACCACAUCUUCUUGUCCGGUGCAGCGGACUUGGUCAGCAGGAAAUAUAGCCCGUUUGUCACGGGUCCAGACAUGAUGGCAGACAUACCCCGAUAUUUUUCGCAGCUCAAGACGAACCCCAACAACAUCACUACAAUGAUUCAACUACGUGACUUUAUCCAUAAAGAUAUCCGUGAAGAGUAUCCCGAAAAGGGUACCCAGUCUUGGGACAGGGGCAUCAGCAGAGGCUACGACAACACCUCGCCAGUGUGGUGGGAGAAUUACAGCGCCCAGGCAGAGCUCGCCGGCCCUCAAGGAAUUGCCGGUGCAGUGAAGGAACACUCUCUCGAUGCCAUAGUCCUUCCCACGGAGUAUUUGAGCAUACUUGCAGCUCCUUUAGGCAAUCCUGUCAUUUCAGUACCGGUAGGACGAACACCCGACGACGCCCCGUUAGUGAGGAAUGAGUUUGGAACCCUGAAUCUCAAGGGUCCGAACCAGCCGUUUGGGUUGGGAUUUAGCGGCGCGCGGUUCAGCGAGGAGGCGCUCAUUGAGAUUGCGUAUGCGUUUGAGCAGGCGACGAUGGUGCGUAAGACGAUUGUUCCUUAUAUUCAGCCAGAGACUGAGCUCGAGGAUAUUGUGAGCAAGACGGAGCAAACGAAUGGGAACUUGGAGUUGUAGAUGUGUGAAGGGCACUGGACAAAUAGACAUGAGAGACUUUGUAUUGUGAUAGAAUGAAAUACUCUAUAGAUAGCCCUUUAGUUGUGUGGUUUAGAUGAUUCCACGUCUCUAAUUCUAACGCCAUGAGCGCCAACACCAUGUUG
Molecule: messenger RNA, 1922 nt
Organism: Trichoderma harzianum CBS 226.95
Lineage: Eukaryota; Fungi; Ascomycota; Sordariomycetes; Hypocreales; Hypocreaceae
Exons: 1
Coding region: 109-1779 (556 amino acids)
Source: RefSeq, a predicted model, not a curated record